AUGCGUGACCUGCUCACGGGACAGUUAGCACUCAACAUCGCCAUCCAGCAGCAGCACGAACCCAUUGCUCGUCUCCUGAUCGAUCGAGGCGCCGACGUGAACCAGCAAGACGACGUGUCGCUGCUCGCUCCAGUGCACAACACCAUCAUCAUGGGCAACAAGGCUCUGUUCCGUCGUCUGCUGAAGGCUGGAGCGGAUGUGGGGCUGGCUGACCGAGAAGGCUUCACUCCUCUGCACUGGGCGUCCGUGCGCGGGUAUCUGGAGAUCGUGGCUCAAUUGGUUGAGAUCUCGGGCGCUGACGUCAACCACCAGGACGCCAUGGGCUGGACGCCACUCCACAUCGCCUGCUUCAAGGGAUACCCGGACCUCGUCGAGUAUUUCCUGGUCGAACGUCACGCGCGCACCGAUCUGGAGGACUGCUACGGCUUCACGCCCAUGAUGUUCGCUCGGAUCGCUGAAAACAUGGACGUCGUCAAGCGUCUGGACGACUUCGCAGCUCAACAGGAAGCCAAACGACUGCGGAAACUCGCAGCGGGGAAGACGGACAACAAGAACGCGAAGAAGAAGAAGAGAUCAACGUCCCCCAAGCGCUUGUUCAUAUGA
Messenger RNA from Phytophthora sojae, 603 nucleotides. RefSeq lists its product as hypothetical. NCBI's taxonomy places the organism in Eukaryota, Oomycota, Peronosporomycetes, Peronosporales, Peronosporaceae. The record is from RefSeq and is a predicted model, not a curated record. Bases 1 to 603 code for a protein of 200 amino acids. The transcript has a single exon. Gene Ontology annotation, molecular function: protein binding.